UGAGCUUUGUGGGAGAAACCUCAGCUGCUCCGGUGUCAUUUCUCAGCAGCUCCACCAUGACUCGAGUCUUUAUUUGGUGUCUUCCUUCGUGUACGUUUUGAGAAAACUCAAAGCACCGGGUUUCAAGCACAAAAUGGAUUUAGCUCGACUUCAUCCCGUUGCCUUUCUUCUCGCGUGGAUAACCGUUGCAGCGGGCCUCGUGGAGCCGCCGGCCAACGUGACCCUGUACUGCCACAAUCUGACCAACAAACUGAUGUGGGAUUACAACCAACUCACACCGGGGCUUAAAUUCCAUGUGCACAUCCAACCAUAUGAUGGGGAUGCUCAAGAACUUUGGGUGGAGCCACCAGAUCUACAAGCUGAUCUAUCAUUUCUCCCAAGUGAAACUGCCGAGUUUUUCCUUACUGUAAGCGCCGUAAUGGGUGAGAACAGGUCUUCUCCAUCCCCCGAGGAUGGAAUCGUUCUCACCUACUCCACAGUGUCUCUCGUGCAACAUGAUUGUUACUUGGACCUCCCACCAGUGAACGUCACCAUUCAGCCACACGACCAGGUCCACGUCAGCUUCGAGCAUCCCUGGCUGUUCUACAAGCCAAAACGCAGGAACAGGAAAAGCCAUGACGCACAGAUCAGCGAACGACUGCCUAAUUUUAGUUAUGAAAUCAUGCUCAUGGACCAGGGGAAGUGGUCCCAUCACAGCAGCUGUAAGGACAGUGUGUGUGAGAGUAAGCUGCCCGUUCAUGUUGCAAAGAAGACUCACUGUCUGAAGAUCAACGGAGAGCUGAAGCGCAUGCACGUCAAGUCCAAGCAGGAGUACUGCACCUCAACAUUAGAGGAAACACCCUUUCAUUAUUACAUUUACAUUAUAGUCGCUGUGGUGGUCUUGAUUGCACUUGCUGCUAUUUUCUCCAUGGUGUACCGCAAGAAGACCCGACCAACUUUGUCUUUACCCAGCGCUAUGACGUUCGGCGACAAGAUGAUAAACUCGACAAACCGGACCAUGGGACCAGUUCAAGAACAAGUGGAUCCGUGUGAGCCUUCCUCACCCACACCUCUGCUGCCCGACCUGAAGGAGGAUGAGAAAGAAUUCCCUCCUGCUCGUGACUAUGACUUGCGUUUGCCCAUCGGCGUGUCGCCUCUGGACGAAGGUGUGCCUGAUGACAGGGAAACAGGGGAACCGAACGUCGAAGGAUCCGAGUACAUGCAGGGCAACAACUUGGAAGAUGGAUCCGACACAGGCUACGAGAAACGUCCAGUGUUUGUUAACUUGGCGCCAGACGAAACGGCCGAGGGCUACCGAGGCUGAGCGUGGGAUAGGAUCAACUGAGGCAAAACUAUCGAGGAGUAAAAUUCACUUGGCUUGCUGUUGUUUCCUUAUCGGUGCCGCGCUCAACUCUUGUUGCAUUUUACGUUGUGCUAACAUGCUAACAAAGGACUGCAAUCAGCUUUUGUGAAACUAUAUCUAACAAAGUUGCACAUUUCUUGGUGGUCUAACGGCUGUAAGAUGAACUAAGUCCAACUGAUGACUGAAACCGACUCAGAAGACAUGAAAGAACCCCUGCAGCUCCCUCACUGGUUGUGUUGACCUCAAGUUUAUCAUGUGACGGCUUCAUCGCAAACUGUACUGGAUGUGAAAUGCAGACAACUUUUGUUUCUCUCUUUAGUUUUGCACAAGUGGGGACAUUAACAUUUGCGUACUAGUCUACAUCUGGAUUUAUGUUUUUCUCUUUGUGGAUGAGGAAGAAAGACAGAAAGUGUUGCACUAAAUUAGCUUUUAAGUUGGUAAUCCUGACUCCUAAGCACUUUUGCAUUAUUUGCCAUUAUGAUGAAAGUCCAAAUGAAACAUUGACUGAUUGCCAAGUAGCCCCAUUUUCUUUUAGCUCUCAGUUUUAACGCUUAGACGAUCUUUGGCUCCGCUUAUGACAAUGCUCGUCCCUAUCAGUUUGAGCCAGCUUGUCAUGAUGAGGCCUUAGCAGUGGAAGCAGCAGACGGGUAACAGAGGAGACGGUUCGAUUAUCCUCAACAGAGAAGACAGAAGCGGACGCCGUGGGAUGAAGAAAUCUGAACUAUGACUUUCUGCAUGAGGUGAUGUUCUGCUGAUUUACUUCAUCGAGUCAAAUAUAAUAAAAAUUCAAUAUCAUGUACGGCAAAGAC
Stegastes partitus (bicolor damselfish) is the source of this 2151-nucleotide messenger RNA. The record is from RefSeq and is a predicted model, not a curated record. Lineage: Eukaryota; Metazoa; Chordata; Actinopteri; Pomacentridae.